CUAGGAUCUUCCUUAGCGAAUGAUCAAAUCCACCGGAUCCACUGUGUUCAUUGCGGAUUCCUACCCUUCAACAUGCGUCUCUCUCCGGCAUGGUACCAGUUCCUGGUCGGUGUAUUCGCCUCUCUCGGCUCGUUCCUCUAUGGAUACGAUCUAGGUGUGAUUGCCGAGGUCAUCGCCAGUGGAUCUUUCAUCUCCAGAUUUGAAGCCGAUAGUACUCAACAAGGUCUCGUGGUUUCCAUGUUCACUGCAGGUGCUUUUUGCGGUGCAGCAUUCGCAGGUCCGACUGGUGAUAGGCUGGGUCGACGAUGGACCAUCACGAUCGGUUGUAUAAUCUUCUGCCUUGGCGGAGGUCUUCAGACAGGAGCUCGGACCAUCGCAUACUUGUACAGCGGAAGAUUCUUUGCUGGUCUCGGAGUCGGUUUCCUUACCAUGAUUAUCCCCUUGUACCAAGCUGAGAUCUGUCACCCCGACAUUCGUGGCCGAGUCACAGCUCUUCAACAAUUCAUGCUCGGUGUUGGCUCCCUCUGUGCUGCUUGGAUUUCGUAUGGCACAUACAUCGGCUUCUCUGAUACCAACGAUGCCCAAUGGCAAUUGCCCCUGGGUCUGCAGAUCGCACCGGCAGUCUGCCUGGGCCUUCUCAUCAUGUUCUUCCCUGAGUCUCCUCGUUGGCUCAUUGACCACGGUAAAAAUGAGCUGGGCCUGAAGACCCUAGCUCAACUCCACGCUCAUGGUAACGAAGAUGACCCGUGGGUGCGUGCGGAAUACCAGCAGAUUCAGGAAAGCAUCAAGUUCGAGCAUGAGAAUGAAGCCAAGUCCUACGCGGAACUCUUCACGUCCCGCUCUUCCUUCCGUCGUCUGUUCCUCUGCUGUGCUAUCCAGGCGUCUGUCCAGAUGACAGGUGUAUCUGCGAUCCAAUACUACUCCGUGACUAUCUAUGAGCAGAUCGGCAUUUCGGGCGACGAGACCCUGCGGUAUCAGGCCAUCAACUCGAUCAUCGCCUUGAUCGCCCAGUUCCUUUGCAUCCUGUACAUCGAUCGGUUCGGUCGUCGGUGGACUUUGAUCGGUGGCAACCUGGGUAACUGCGUCACGUUCAUCGUGGCGUGUGCGCUGCUGGCCAAAUUCCCGCCGGAGGUCAACAACACGGGCGCUCACUGGGGCUUCAUCAUCAUGACCUGGCUGUACAACUUCUCUUUCUCUUGCACUUGCGGUCCCCUGUCGUGGAUCAUCCCCGCCGAGGUGUUCGACACCCGGACCCGGUCGAAGGGUGUGUCGCUGGCCUGCAUGGUGUCCUAUGCCUUCAACACCAUGAUCGGCCAGGUCACCCCGAUCGCCAUGGAGAGCGUUCGCUACAAGUACUACUACCUCUUCAUCAUCUGCAACUUUACGAAUGCGAUCUUCUUCUGGCUGCUGCUCCCCGAGACGAAGAAGCUUCCCCUGGAGGAGAUGAACUACCUCUUCUCCAAUUCGCCCUGGAUCGUGGUGGGCACUCGCAAGGAGGACUAUGUCUCCCACGACUUGGAGCGCCGCGUUGAAGAGCAGGAGGAGAAGAGAGGUGCCUUUGCGACGCACGCCGAGACUGAAGCGUAAUCUUUCUUUCCUGGCGCAGUCAGUUGGGGUGUUGUGUCUUUGCUUUCGGCAAACCUGGCACCCCAGCGCGGAAAUAUGAGAGGACAAGAAGUCCUAGUAAGACAGGGCGCCUUUGACCUUCCUGAGCAAUAGUCAGCGUGCUGCAGUAUGUAGUGACUCAAUAAUACCCCGUGAUAUGCUCACCAAGACUAUGGAUCAAACAGCGUAUUUACUAAGGUGUCAAGUUCUUGCCGUGUGUACUCCGUAAAGUCUUUCAUACCUUUGGGGGAAAUCACAUGAUCAGCU
Aspergillus uvarum CBS 121591 is the source of this 1872-nucleotide messenger RNA. Its product is annotated as sugar porter family MFS transporter. The transcript is spliced from 7 exons. Gene Ontology annotation, cellular component: membrane. Gene Ontology annotation, biological process: transmembrane transport; carbohydrate transport. Gene Ontology annotation, molecular function: carbohydrate:proton symporter activity. The record is from RefSeq and is a predicted model, not a curated record. Bases 73 to 1587 code for a protein of 504 amino acids. Lineage: Eukaryota; Fungi; Ascomycota; Eurotiomycetes; Eurotiales; Aspergillaceae.